AUGUCAGAGGAUGAGCGCAACACACCAGCACCAGGUUCUAGAGAUGGGUUUUACGCUUCCAGCACUAGAUUUGUUCUCCCACCAAGUAUUUUUCUACAUAAUUCUACGUCAGUUUCACCAAGUAGUGCACCUAGUACUUCCAAUGCCCAGCCAAGAAGUGCACCUAGUACUUCCAAUGUCCAGCCAAGAAGUGCACCUAGUACUUCCAAUUUCCAGCUAAGAAGUGCACCUAGUACUUCCAAUGUCCAGCCAAGAAGUGCACCUAGUACUUCCAAUGUCCAGCCAAGAAGUGCACCUAGUACUUCCAAUGUCCAGCCAAGAAGUGCACCUAGUACUUCCAAUGUCCAGCCAAGAAGUGCACCUAGUACUUCCAACGGCUUUACGGUACAGCAUCUGCCUUCACCACCUCCCACAGAAAGUGAACAAGAACCGGAAAUAGCUAUGCCUACCACUAGCAUGGUUAGAGGCACCUCACCUUCUGAAGAAAACGCCAUGAACAGAGAUACAUUUACCAAUCAGACAGCUGUUACCACAGAGCUGAACGACGCAUUUAGACCAUACAAAAACCCAACACCACAAUUCCUAAAAGAGCUCUUAGGUCAAUUAUUCUGUAGUAACGCUGAAAUACAACUCCAGGCUCAUAAAAAUUUGAUUUUUUGGUUGGAACAUUAUCCACCAGUGGAUGAAGAGUCGUGUCAAGUUUAUUCUGAAGCUUUUAAUUUAAACUCUGAUGAUUUUUAUAUUAAUGAUGUUUUCAAAUCUUCUAUGGAAAGCUCAGACAGUUCUAUUGCUGCUAUGGUGUUUGAAUUUCUAGCAUUCAUGUUUGAAAAAAACUUCGAAUCAUGCUUCGAAUAUCAUGAAAUUCCAGGAUAUAUGAUCGUAAAUCGGCACCAUGACAGACCUCAAUUUAAUUUCCACUACAUAUUAUCAGGUCAUCUGUCACAGAUUCUGGAUAUUGUAGCUUCCAAUCUAGAGACCAAUCUACCCUACCUACGUGUGUCAUAUGCCCGUUGUCGUAUAAUAAUUCUGACGUCUGGUGAUUUAGGAAGUAACAUCAACGAGGGCAUGUACGAUGCCGAUUACAUUUUUAGUCUUGCUCAAGAGUUAGCUAGUAUUAUAAAUUCUCUUUUUAAAAACCUUGAGUAUGAGUUGAUCGCCUCAGUGCUACAUAGUGUUAAAGUGGUUUGGCUGAAAGCUUUGGUUGUGGCCCUUGUGUUAUUGUCACAUCACAACGACCAAUCCGAUGAGAGAUUUUGGGAUACGACAUCACUAGACUCAAUCGUCGCAAGUCUCUUAAAACCCCCCAUAGACUAUCCAAGUACGCCUUUACAUAGUACUUCUAAUGUCCAGCCAACACGUGUACUUAGUGCUUCUAAUAACCUCCCAAUAAAUGAACCUAGCACUUCUAAUAACCUCCCAAGAAAUGAACCUAGUACCUCUAAUAACCAGCCAAGAAGUGCCGGUCUGAAUGCGAGGGGUCUUAACCUAAUGAAAAGAAAUCACAAAGGAGAGACCAUACUUCAUACCACCUGUAUAAAGAACGAUGUGGAAACUUUAAGACAGCUGCUUGCUAUGCCCAACAUUAAUGUCAACGUGACAGAUCACAACGGCUGGACACCACUACACGAGGCUUGCAACCACGGUUUCUAUGAAUGUGUUGAACUACUACUGCAGUCUCCUGGGAUAGACAUACAUGCACUGUCAAAUGAAGGCAUUACACCGUUAAUUGAUGCAGUUAAUAAUGGACAUAUUGAUGUAUGUAGGCUUUUAAUGAGGUAUGGAGGUCGACAACUACUUGAGGAUAGAAAUAGCAGAGGUUUCACUGCUUUGGAUAUAGCACUAUCUGAAAGCAACACUGAGAUUGUAUCUGUUUUAUCAAGUUAUUUUGAAGACAACAUUCUUAUCAAGAUUUUUGAACUACUUGAAAAACACUUGAAAAAAAUAACAACCCCUUCCGAAUAUGAAAUUUUGAAAGCCAACUUAGAAACAACUAAACCAAAAUUCUUAGUUCCAUAAACAAUGAAAACCAAAACGCAAUUUAAAAAUUGGGAAGAAAACAAGAAAACAAACAAUGAGCAAAAGUGAGCUCCUUACAUUAUCUUCGUUUACUUAUCACUGAAGUAGACAUCUAAAAAUAGUGUUGUUAGUUUGUACCAAACACACUAAGCGGCACUCAGAGGAAUAUUCUAAUGGGUUUCAUGUGUACACAUUUUCUCUAUCUUCCAAUAGAAAUAAUUGCUGUAAAAACUGGCUUAUAAAAUAUUGACACAUGCUUCUGUAAUUACUGACCCUAAUGGUGACAACAAAUGAUUUGAAAGUCAUAUAAAAGUAAAGUACACUAACUAAUAUGACACCACUGCUCAUAAAAUGGUGGUAUGUAGAAACGUCCAUCCCCUUAAUUUUCAAACCAACUGAAAUUCAUACGCAAACAAACUACAGUAGAUCAUGAAAGGGAAAAUACAUAUGGACAUCAAGCACAUGAGUAGAAUAGACUUCCUGUGUUAGAAACUAUUAUACCAGUAGACGCAUAGACGCAUUUCAAGAGUGCCUUGUGAAAUGAAGACCACUUAUGAGGAAUGAUUAACCUAUUGAACGACCAAUGUAUUAAUGUUUCAUUGUCUUUGAGACAAUGCAUGGAAAUAAGUCAUUUAAUUAAGUGGACUUUUGAAUUGAA
This is a messenger RNA of Physella acuta, 2674 nucleotides long. RefSeq lists its product as uncharacterized. Gene Ontology annotation, molecular function: protein binding. Gene Ontology annotation, cellular component: nucleus; site of double-strand break. Lineage: Eukaryota; Metazoa; Mollusca; Gastropoda; Physidae. The record is from RefSeq and is a predicted model, not a curated record. Gene Ontology annotation, biological process: positive regulation of double-strand break repair; protein localization to site of double-strand break; DNA damage response.